Trichoplax adhaerens is the source of this 675-nucleotide messenger RNA. RefSeq lists its product as uncharacterized. Gene Ontology annotation, molecular function: protein binding. Gene Ontology annotation, cellular component: presynaptic active zone. The transcript has 6 exons. The coding region runs from base 1 to 675 and encodes 224 amino acids. The record is from RefSeq and is a predicted model, not a curated record. NCBI's taxonomy places the organism in Eukaryota, Metazoa, Placozoa, Uniplacotomia, Trichoplacea, Trichoplacidae. Gene Ontology annotation, biological process: neuromuscular junction development.
AUGAGCGAUGCCUCGGAUCUUGCUGGUCGUCUAGACAAUAACUGGGUUAUGCGUUGGCUAGAUGAUAUUGGAUUACCACAGUAUAAAGAAGUUAUGAAUACUGCUAAAGUGGACGGAAGAAUUUUAAAUUAUUUAACUCUGGACCGGAAAGAAGAUGAAGAUGUCAUGGUUUGGACGAAUGGUCAUAUCAUUGAAUGGCUUCGCUCCAAUGAUAUUGCUGAAUACGCAAGCAACCUUCGCAGCUCUGGCGUUCAUGGAGCACUUUUUAGUUUAGAGCCGCUUUUCAAUAGUGAUACCCUGAUCGAGCUGCUAAAUAUCCCUAUUGGAGAAGUUCGUCUUCAUAGACAAACUGCAACUCUAUUUAACGCACUGAUUGGACCAGAAUGUCAACUAACUAAGAAACAGGCAGAAGCUGAAACAGGAACUGAAUUAUUGCUAUCGUUAGCUCGACAACAGAAGGCUCUUAAAAUGCCUUCAAGUGUUGUUUCAUUUAAGAAUGGUAAAUUAGUUCACGGCGAUAUUUUGUGUCCAAUUGGUGAAAAUGACGAUCCUAUGCCACCUCGCAAACCACCGCGAGUAUUUCUCUCCAACAAUCGCACUCUUCGAGACCGAUCUUUUUCCAACGACGUUAUUGCCAGAACAGAAUCGUUAUCGAUACAUAAUUCCGGCAGAUGA